CACCCUGAAGCCGACUUAAAACGAUGGGCUCAGUGACGCACAAAAAUGCAAUCGUGCUGGGCUGUGGUGUCGGCGUCAGGUCCCAGUGCCCUCCAGCUUCCCUCUCCCGAAGGCUCCGUGGCAGCCGGUUACCAUUCCCGGCGAGAGGCCGAGAACUGGACCUCUCCGGGCCGUCCGCGCCGUCCGCGCAUGCGCGCCCCAGGCCUUCCCGUCCAGGUCCCGCCUCUCCGGCAGUGCGCAGGCGCAGGGCUAGAGCGCGCGGCAAUGACAUCACUACGCGCCAGAGUCCGCUACGAGAGGUGUCGCACAGUGACGGCGUCGCCAUGGAGCCGAGGGCGGGAAGCCUUCCUGUUCUGCCCAUGAGUCACAGUGCUUUGUGCCACAGGCGUCUCCAAGCAGGACAUCCGGGAACAAAUCUGGAGCUACAUGGAGGCUCACGACGUGGCCAACUUCCCCCGACCUGUUCACCACAGGAUCCCCAACUUCAAGGGGGCGUCCAGGGCAGCGGAGCACCUCCCUCGCCUGCAGGAGUUCAGAGUGGCGGGAACCGUCAAAGUCAACCCCGACGCUCCCCAGAGCAAGGCCCGCUUCCUGGUGCUCCAGAGCCAAAAAACACUGCUGGUUCCGACGCCGCGACUGAAAAGGGGGCUGUUCAACAGGAUCACGCCACCCCCCGGGGCGACGGCAGCCGCGCUGCGCAGGGUGUGAGGAACUUCAGCGUCCCCGUGGGCUUGGACUCCAGUGUCCACGUGGACUUGGUGGUGGUGGGAUCCGUGGCUGUUUCCGAGAAAGGCUGGAGGAUCGGGAAGGGAGAAGGUUACGCAGACCUCGAGUAUGCCAUGAUGGUGUCCAUGGGAGCCGUCUGCGAGGGGACACCCGUGGUCACCACCGUCCACGACUGCCAGGUCCUGGACUUCCCGGAAGCACUCCUGGAGGACCACGACCUCACAGUAGACUACAUCCUCACUCCAACCAGGGUCAUCGCCACCGGCUGCGAGCGCCCAAAGCCAGUGGGCAUCACGUGGUCCAAGAUCAGCCCUGAGAUGCUGGAGAGAAUCCCGGUGCUCCGAAGCCUACGAGAGCGAGAGAGGCGGGCUGGGAAGGACGUCAGCCUGUGGGCCGAUCUCCCGCACCCGGCACCCCUGUGCACCGUCGUGGGACCCCAGCUCGCACCCCGGCCAGGGUUGAGUGUCCCGGGGGCAGCCUCUGGCAGGAUGGGCAGCCCCCAGCAGCGGAGCCACGCUGGACAGACACAGGCCCUCCGCCACCGGCGUCUCUGACAGGACACUGCCGCCCUGUCCAUGGCUGUGCACACAGUGAGUGCGGAGCGGCUGCAGGCUCCUCGGUUGGCUGCGCACAACGGCGGCCUCUGUGCCCGGCCCAGCCACACUGUGCAGAAGGGGCCCGCACUCUGUGCCCAGGGCGCAGGCCGGGCGGCAACCUCAGGACGCAGGCGCCCUCUGGCCCGCGCCCCCCAGGCCCUGGCCACCCCCCAGGUGCUCUUCACCCCACUUUCCCGUUUUCCCACAGUGACCGCUGUGCCCGAGGGUGUCCAGGAGUCCUGGGCAUUGGAUAGCAGAGGCGGACACAUGGCCCUCACCCCACAUCCCAGCUCCCGUGUCCAGCCUGCCCAAGGCCAGCUCAGCCCUCAGUUGGGAGGCACAGCGCUAGGUGGCCACUCCUGGCGCUGGGGAGCCAGGCUGCUGGGUCCCCUCACUCGGGACCAGGACAAUCCAGAUUGCUGGGCAGGUAGCCGGAAGCGGUCUGUCACUUUAUAUCUGUGGGAGGUGGUACCAGAAAACUAGAAAUGGCCCCAAACGUGUCCACCCUCAGAUCUCCCACUGCCCCUUGCUUCCUUGAGGGGCAGCUCUUGUCCACACCAGGCAGGAGUCCCGGCCACAGAUGUGAUGGCAGGCUCCCAGGCACUCAGCAUCAUGAGGCACACUUCACGUGAGGGUGAUGUGGGGCAUGGGGGAGCUCCCACGGGCACGGGGUCCCAUCCUGAGUGGGGAGCAGUGUUGCCACGGGACGACACCACCUGCAGAAGCUGCAGCUGUGGACCCUAGAAGUGUACCUUCAGCUCCAUGGGGGAGUGCAGAGUCUGGUCCACUGCCCCCUCCUGAGUGGUGCCGGGUCAGGGUGGCCAGGGGUGCACCUUCCUCCUCAUCCUCAGGCCCAGCUGGUCACCUCCACUUGAAUUUUCCUAUGUGCCAGGGGGUGGCACAGGUCUGUCAUCCCAGCACUCUGGGAGGCUGGGGCAGGAGGAUCGUGAGUUUGAGCAGCUUCGUGAGACCCUGUCUCAAAAUAAAAAAGGUAAAAAAGA
Heterocephalus glaber (naked mole-rat) is the source of this 2323-nucleotide messenger RNA. The record is from RefSeq and is a predicted model, not a curated record. NCBI's taxonomy places the organism in Eukaryota, Metazoa, Chordata, Mammalia, Rodentia, Bathyergidae.